CUAUUGUAUGCCAAGUUAGCUCUAUGGGUAAAAGAAUCUUGGGAUAAAAUUAGUCCUCGUUUAAUUCAAAGUGCAUUUAAAUGCUGUGGUAUCUCAGUAGAAAUGGAUGGGUCAGAAGAUGAUUUAGUCUUUGAUUAUGAAUUGUUGGAUGAGGAGAAUGCAAGUAAUGAAAAUACUGAAGAAGUAUUGACUUUUGAUAAUAUUGAUUGA
Molecule: messenger RNA, 210 nt
Organism: Cetraspora pellucida
Lineage: Eukaryota; Fungi; Glomeromycota; Glomeromycetes; Diversisporales; Gigasporaceae
Source: the annotation of a GenBank genome assembly